This is a messenger RNA of Dufourea novaeangliae, 1998 nucleotides long. RefSeq lists its product as uncharacterized. Lineage: Eukaryota; Metazoa; Arthropoda; Insecta; Hymenoptera; Halictidae. The coding region runs from base 130 to 618 and encodes 162 amino acids. The record is from RefSeq and is a predicted model, not a curated record. The transcript is spliced from 3 exons.
CGUAACGGUCUGGAUUAACUCGUCGGAAACAUAAUCGUAAUUCGUGUGACGUCGACGAACGAAAUCGACAAGUUUCGGAAGCUUCAACGUACAAUAAAUUAACGAUCAAAGAGAGAAGAAAUUCGCGAAAUGGCACUGACGAUAGCUCUACCGUUGUCCGGCCUGGAGGCCGAACACUUUUGCGCGAUGGGAACGAGAAUUCUAUACGAGCAAGGUUUGAGAACAUUGACUGGUUGCGGACCGAUUUCACCGAGCACCGGCAGCGAAUCGAGUGGAGUCAGCAGCCUUGUACCUUCUAUCGAGUCGACGACACCGGAACAAACGCCGGCUUCUUCCAGGCCGGACACACCAGCCGAGGAGGCUCCGAAAAAACAGGACAAGUCGAAUCCGCCGUUUCGCAUUUACUAUAAAGAACGGGACAUACUGAAUUUGGGCGCGAACAUCAGAGAGCCGUUCUGGCAAAUGAGGAUUCCAAUGAUGCCCCGAUACGAUUUCAAAAGCUUCAUGGAGAACCGAUCGGUGUACUACCGCCUAGGCGAGUACGGACUGACAGAGGAAUACCCGACGAGAAGCUGCAAGGACUGCGGCUUCAGCGAACCCUCGCCGUAUCUGUUUUAACGACACCGACCCGCGAAAGCAUCGCCGACAACAUGGACGACGUCGCGGAUAACGAACUGUGAUAGACACCAGAAAGCGGCAGCCGGCUCGUGAAAGAAAUCAAAAGUCCACGGAAUGAAACCGAGAUCGUCAACGACGAAAGACGCGUUCCUCGAAGAAACGUGACAACGAUCCCGCACGCGAAUGUUCCCGGAUCCGUACUAAUUUAUAAACGAACGAAACGAGAAGAAAAAACAAUCAAACAGACUGUACAUAGGCUGGCGUUCGAAGCGUGAUACGACGAAUUUGGUACGCAAGAUUGUAUAUUUUUUUUUUUUUUUGUCGGCGCACCGGUAUCACGCUGACUGGAUAUGAUUGAUUGUCGGACACAAUCGACACGAAUUCCAAUAAAAAAAAAUUGCUCGAUUUCGCGAUUCCCUCAUGAUGCGCCGGUUUUGUUCGAUAUAUUAAUCGUCGCGCGGGCAAUUGUGGCGAUUUACGUUCCGUUAGCCUCGUGUAUCUGACAAUUGAUAUUCGUUGUCGAUUAUCGGAUGGCCGGUUACGGGCUGCGAUCGUCGCUGUUCUUACACACACUCACGUUUUCCUUUCUUUUUUUAUAUACAUAUAUGGUAAUCGUCGAAGGAUAAGAGCUACUUUGCUAUGCAACCCGUGCAUACGUAGCGAAUCGCUCGAUUCUAUCUGUUUUCCGUGUAUUAUUCCGUUGUCAACACUAUAUUUUUACGAGCGCUCUCUCUUUCGUCGAACGAUUCGAAGAGAUAUUUUUCGAGAUAGUAGUUUCACAAAACGUAAGGGACCGAUUUCGUUAGCGCCUAUACGUUGCAAAACGAUUUACUUUUCUAUACGAGAGGAUGAACCAAAUGAUAUAUAUAUAUCUUUAACAAUCUUCGUCUGAACGUGUUCACGCAUGCUGGAAGUUCUAGAAUGAUUUUAGGAAGAUGUUUACAGACGAACGAAUCGCUCGACGGGAGAUACCCGCGUUCCCGUUUUACGAGCUACGAAAUCGUCGCGGGCGGAGCUCAUCCGAACCGUCGAUAACGAUCCAUUAAUCGACGUCAACCGCGAUAAUUCCAGCCCGUGAGGUCCUCCUAUUUCCUUUUUUUUUAUUUUUUAAAACCCCGCGGAGUCGAAUUAUUAACGGGGAGGGGAUGGGAGGACGUUCCAUUAAAUACGCUCGCUCUUUGUGCGCGACGAUGUAGCAACCUAUUAUAAUAUUACGAAGAAUCGACCAGUGCGUUAUAAUUGUAAUUGGCUUAUACAUUUUCACGAUAAAUGUAACGCGCGCAGCUCGCGGAGUAUUGUAAUAAUCGUACCAAAGCCAUUUCGCCAGAGUCUUUACUGACCAUUGUUUAUAAGCUGGUAAUAAACAAUAUUUUACAACGA